Elgaria multicarinata webbii is the source of this 974-nucleotide messenger RNA. RefSeq names its product semaphorin-4F-like. Gene Ontology annotation, cellular component: plasma membrane. Gene Ontology annotation, molecular function: chemorepellent activity; semaphorin receptor binding. NCBI's taxonomy places the organism in Eukaryota, Metazoa, Chordata, Lepidosauria, Squamata, Anguidae. The transcript has 5 exons. Bases 1 to 828 code for a protein of 275 amino acids. Gene Ontology annotation, biological process: semaphorin-plexin signaling pathway; axon guidance; negative regulation of axon extension involved in axon guidance. The record is from RefSeq and is a predicted model, not a curated record.
AUGAGGGUCAAUGGGAACAUUUCCCCCAAGACCAUCGUAGUCGACACCGACCAGUUUACGAACAAUCUGUGGAACAGACUGGCUUCUGACAGCGGAGUGGCCCAGAUCCGCACAGCCACCUGCGCCGCAUACAGGACCUGCCAGGACUGCAUUUUGGCCAGGGACCCCGCUUGCGCCUGGAGCCCAGUGCAGGAGGCCUGCCAGGACCACCGCGGACAGGCUGGGCUGAUCCAGGACAUCACAUCCGUGAAGGUGCUGAAUUUGUGCCCCGUGCAGAGCAAAGGGGUGCCCACCACCAUUGAGGUGCCCGUGCUGCUCUCUGCCCGGGUGGUCCUACCCUGCGUCCCCCAGUCCACCUGGUCCAGCUGCGAGUGGCAGAGACCGUCCCCAGAGGCAUCAGCCUACAUCGUGCGCAGCGACGGACUGGAGUUCACCGUGACGGCGGAAAUGCUGGGGGAAUACACGUGCCGCUGCACGGAGUCUGGGGUGGGGGGCGUGGGGGCCUCCUACAGCCUGCGCAGCUACAGCGUCCUGGUCGGCGGCUGCUUGUUGCUCCAUGAAAGACGCCGGCGGGAGCGCCUGCAGCGGGAGCUGAUCUGCCGGGAGAGGAACGGGCUGGACCUGAUGCAGUCAACCACCACGAGCUGCAGCCACGAGCCACAAACCCCGAGCUCGCCGGAGGACGAGCGCCACCCGCUGGCCACGGCCAAGAAGAACGGCAGCCUCAAUGGCUACCCCCACCUCUACAUCAACGAGCUGGACACGGAGCAGGCCCGCAUCUACCUGACUGGGGUGCCGCUGGCCAAGUGCGACGAGACCUCCAUCUAGAGCGCCCUCUUGUGCUCACUCUUGCUGGUGCCCCGUGGAGGGGGCUGGGCGGCUGAGACCUCCACCAGGCUGGGUCCCGCCUCAUCUGUGGCGCAGGGCCAGCUGGGCUCCUGCAGUGGCCGGAGAGGGCCUUGCCAGAUGGCCUC